CCAGAAUACUCCCAAACAGCCACAAGUACUCCAUACAUCCCACUCUUCUAAUUCUGCCUCCUUCUACUUCAAUCGCGUCACAUCCACAUGCCCUUUCUGCGUACCACAAAACAACUCUUCCGUACAUUUCAGUCCCUCAAUUCUCUUCCCAAAUCAACCCCUCCAAGACUACCCACCAUCCUUUUCAGAACCAUGGCCUCCUCAGCAAUGAGCAAAAGACUCACCGGAAAAACGAUUCUCAUUACUGGAGCUUCUUCAGGAAUUGGUCGUAGUACCGCUCUCGAAUUUGCACGCACUGCCCCGUCCGAUUUACGAUUAAUCCUAACCGCGCGACGAGAUGAUAAGCUGAAGGAGAUUGCGGAGGAGAUAAAGAAGGAGGUGGGAGAUGGUGUUCAAGUUUUACCUUUCAAAUUGGAUGUUAGUAAUGCGGAAGAAAUUAGAGGAUUUGUGAAAGCAUUGCCAGAAGAAUGGAGGGCAAUUGAUGUAUUGGUUAAUAAUGCGUUUGUACUCCUUCCUUCUUCUACAAUCCCGACAACAAAGGCUAAGUGAGUAUCAUACAGAGGUCUUGUCAAAGGCGUAGCGAAAGCUCCUGAAAUUGCUGAAGAAGAUAUCGCUGUUAUGUUUGCAACCAAUGUUACCGGCCUUAUCAACAUGACACAAGCUAUCCUCCCCAUCUUCAAAUCUCGACCCGACGGAGGAAAAGGAGAUAUCAUCAACAUCGGGAGUAUUGCGGGUAGGGAGCCAUAUGUUGGUGGCAGUAUUUACUGUGCUACGAAAGCUGCAAUUAGAAGUUUUACGGAUUCUUUGAGAAGGGAAUUGAUUGCUACACGAAUUAGAAUUAUUGAGAUCGACCCCGGUCAGGUUGAAACUGUGAGUCAAAUACGUGUCCAGGCUCAGAAUAACGCAACGGGUCGUAGAGUUGGAUGAUGAGACGGGGAGUUGCUGACAUUUUCAUCAGGAGUUUUCGGUCGUUAGAUUUUACGGAGAUAAGAGCAAGGCGGAUGCGGUUUACGCGUAUGUUUUCUUCCCUGAUCCAGUACUCAUCAAUCAUCGUUCCCGAGCUCACAAAGUUACAGUGGCUGCGAGCCCCUGACUCCAGACGAUAUCGCCGAGGUGAUCGUUUUUACGGCUGGCAGAAGGGAAAAUGUCGUCGUAGCGGACACUUUGAUUUUCCCCAACCACCAGGUAAGAUGACAUUCUACAGUGCCAUUUAUGCAGUGUUUGUGUGUUUGAUAUUAAUGAUCUGAAGGCCGCUGCUACCAUUCUACAUAAGAAAUCAUAGACUUACUGAUGCCUAGGCUGGUGCUGGAGGCGCGUCGUAUAAAAAAAGCCAGCAUGAGGUUUGAUCUGAGGGCCCUGGCGGUGCUCUUUCUUUUAGUACUAGAAUGUAGAUAAUUACAUCUUAGUUUCACACGGAGACUUGGAAUUAAUAUCGGGCGAAUGUUCCAGGAAUGCCUCUCAGCGUAGUUACCAGAUAACAUGUAGGAAUAAAUUUC
Molecule: messenger RNA, 1496 nt
Organism: Hymenoscyphus albidus
Lineage: Eukaryota; Fungi; Ascomycota; Leotiomycetes; Helotiales; Helotiaceae
Source: the annotation of a GenBank genome assembly